Molecule: messenger RNA, 1193 nt
Organism: Chroicocephalus ridibundus (black-headed gull)
Lineage: Eukaryota; Metazoa; Chordata; Aves; Charadriiformes; Laridae
Product: HLA class II histocompatibility antigen, DR alpha chain-like
Exons: 4
Coding region: 98-865 (255 amino acids)
Biological process (GO): immune response; antigen processing and presentation
Cellular component (GO): MHC class II protein complex; membrane
Source: RefSeq, a predicted model, not a curated record
UGUCCCCCGGGAACGGGGCCCCCAGCACUCAGCUCCCCGGCCCAGGAGCAGCACCCUCACCUGCUCCCGCUCUCGCUGCCCGGUGCCAGGAGAGGCGAUGGCCGGAGGAUGGGGCGUCCCGCUGGUGCUGCUGGCUAUGCUGACCCUGCAGGGAGCGGGGGCCAUCAAGGUGAUGAACAUGAUCCACCAAGCUGAGUUCCAGCAGCGGAUGGAGCCGCUGCAGCAGGAGGAUGGGGAAUUCCUGGAGGGGUUCAACGCUGAUGAGGUGUUCCACGUGGACCUGCAGAAGCAGGAGACCGUCUGGCGCCUGCCCGAGUUCAGCAGCUACACCUUCUUCGAGGCGCAGAGAGCCCUGCAGAAUGCGGCUACAAACAAACACAACUUGGAGAUCCUGAUGAAAAGGUCCAACCGCUCGCAGGCAACCACCGUGCCACCCGAGGUGAUGGUGUUCCCAAAACACCGAGUGGAGCUGGGGGACCCCAACGUCCUGACCUGCUACGUGGACAAGUUCUGGCCCUCUGUGAUCUCCAUCACGUGGCUGAGGAACGGGCAGGAGGUGACGGACGGCGUCCUCGAGACCGUUUUCUACCCACGGGAGGACCACUCCUUCCGCAAGUUCUCCUACCUGCCCUUCAUCCCCACCCGCGGGGACUACUACGACUGCCGCGUGGAGCACUGGGGGCUGCCCACCCCCCUGCUGAAGCACUGGGAGCCCCAGCUGCCCCUCCCCGCCUCUGAGAGCACCGAGACCCUGGUGUGCGCCCUGGGCCUGGCCGUGGGCAUCGUGGGCAUCAUCGUGGGCACCAUCCUCAUCAUCAAGGCCAUGAAGAUGAACAGCGCCCGCAACCAGCGGGACCCCUUGUGAGGGGUCAGAACCCCAGGGGGCCCUCCCAGCCCUGCGCCCCCUGCCAGCCCCUGCCCUCACGUCCCAGCUCCAUCGCCACGGCCGAGCCACGCACCCCUCCUGCCAGCUCCAUGCUCCACGGUCCCACCCUGAGCCCUUCACCCUAUGCUGUGCCCCGUGCCCCAGCCCUGCCACCCACAUCCCUGCGCUGAACCCCCCAGCCCCGCUCCACCCCACCGGUGCCCCCCUGCCGUGCCCUGUGGGCACCCCGCUGACCGGGGCUCUGGCGUCCCAGGUUCUGGGGAGCUUCCAGCAGCAGUAAAGGUGGUUGGGGACGGCCGGCCACCAC